AUGCGUAUGUUUUAUCGUAUAACUUUCUUAUUUGAUUAAUACAAAAAUCAUUGUUUCUUCUCUUCUUCUUUCUCUUUGUUUCUCCUUUCAUUCAAACUUUACGAUUGAACCCAAGUAAUUUACUUUUUUUUUUUGACUAUUUUUAAUUCUCGAGCAACAUGAGUUCGAUUGCCACUACUAUUGACGGCACAAAUCAAUCAAACGCAUUAUGGAGACAGAACUCAAUUGUUUCAGCUACCAGUAGUAAUAUCACUUCCAGCAGUGGUGAAGACAGCAUAUUAUCUAUGGAGUUUUCUGAGAGAGACAGUUUCCAGGCCUCUUCAGAUCAUUUAAGCUUCUUUACAGACAAAUCAGACAAUUUGUAUCAACUCAUGGACGAUUUAGCUAUUAUUGACGAGAUCUAUCAUACUUUUGGCGAUGAAUCUGAAUGCGAACCUUAUGAACAACAAGUAGCAGACGCAGCUAGAAAUGUAGCACAGAAAAAGAUGUCUAUUGAAAGAAUGUGCCAAUCUGAGGAAGACCAUAUUACAGACAUGGAACAGUUUUUGUUUUAUUUUCUUGAACCUAUCCAUCGUUGGACGUAUGAUUCAGCAAAUGCUGAUGUCUUUCAAAAGUUUCCCGCUAUUUGUUCUAGAACAGCAAUAGCGACGCUGUUCGAGACGAUCAAAGAAAUCACAAAAGUACAUCAAGAACUUUAUACUGGUUUAAGAGACAGAUUGAAGAUGUGGGGUCCAACACAAUUCGUAUCCGAUAUUCUCGCUAGUUUUCAUGAAAAGAUGCCUAUCUAUGAAAAAUACUUGAAAUAUUACGCAAGUUUUAUUGUGACCAUAGACACACUUUGCAGAAAAUCGCCACAGUUCUGUAAAUUUCUAGAGAGUUGUGUUCCACGAACCGAUGCGCCCAACAUCAAGGAUGUUGUGUUCUAUUUGAAAAACCCUAUUGUUCGACUCCCUUUUUAUUCUUCCUUUGUAUCUCAAAUAUCGACAGCUACUGAACUUUCUCAUCCAGACUACAGAGCUCUUGUGAAACUCAAGGACAAGUACGAACGACGUGAAAAAGAAUGGCGAGUACUCCUGAAAGAUCGCUUAGCACUUGUCCGAGUCCUGGAAGCUGCUAGAUCAAUCCAAAACAACCCUGCUAUUGCCACUACGAAUCGCCGUUUGUUUAUCACGGGCCCCUUAACCAAGGUGGAUAUGUCAGAUCCACAAUCAAUGUCUGACACACGCACCCAUUUACUCUAUAAUGACAUUUUCAUGUAUUGUCAAAAAGUCAAGAUGAGUAAAAAGAAGUCUGACAAUAAUCCUACAUUGGUGUACAAGGGGAUGAUUAACCUGAAACAUGCAGAAAUUGUACCUUUAUCACCGAGUAUUAUAGCAAGACUCUCGGAAACCAAACGAUCCCUAGGAUUAUCUUUUAUGCGUAAGUCAGACACGCCCAGUCUUCCAAAUACAGCCAUCUAUGGCUUUGAAAUCAAGGUAAAUGACAGACAUGAACAGCCUACUUCAGUUGCUUGGAAUAAUGGUACUUAUCCUGUACCUGGACAUAAUUCUGGCAAUGGAAGUAAACGCCAAUUGAUUAUGCGUACACAAACAGAAGCUGAACAAGAAGCUUGGAUCGCUUUACUUCGCAAAGUCAGUCAACAAGUUACUCGUAAGCGAUAACCUUCUUAAAAAAAAACAAAUGUGUGCUUUGGAUUAAUCUUUUUUCUCUCUCUCUCUCUCUCUCUCUCUUUUCUAUAUGAAUUCUUUUUCUUUUUUGUUUUUUUUUCUUGCAACAUCUUCAUUUCUCCUUCUUUCAUUUUUGGCUCUUAGACAAUCAGAAGUAUUAAGCAUUUCUCACAUAAAAAAAAAUAUAAAAAUAUAUAUACUCUAAAUAAACUAUGAUAAUGAUAUCUUUUUUUUUUCUUUCUUUUUUAUUCUAAUUAUACACAAGCAAAUACAUACAUACAUACAUACAUAUAUAUUAAUGUUGAGCCCAUUGAAUAGACUUCAAAUCAAUACCUUCUU
This is a messenger RNA of Gilbertella persicaria, 2006 nucleotides long. Its product is annotated as Dbl homology domain-containing protein. The record is from RefSeq and is a predicted model, not a curated record. The transcript is spliced from 6 exons. Lineage: Eukaryota; Fungi; Mucoromycota; Mucoromycetes; Mucorales; Choanephoraceae. The coding region runs from base 159 to 1661 and encodes 500 amino acids. Gene Ontology annotation, molecular function: guanyl-nucleotide exchange factor activity.